This is a messenger RNA of Zalophus californianus (California sea lion), 7286 nucleotides long. RefSeq names its product phosphatidylinositol transfer protein membrane associated 2 (gene PITPNM2). Gene Ontology annotation, biological process: phospholipid transport. Lineage: Eukaryota; Metazoa; Chordata; Mammalia; Carnivora; Otariidae. Gene Ontology annotation, molecular function: phosphatidylinositol transfer activity; phosphatidylcholine binding; metal ion binding. The record is from RefSeq and is a predicted model, not a curated record. Gene Ontology annotation, cellular component: cytoplasm.
GAAUCUGGAGAAAACCAUGUGAGAGCCUUUUCUACCGCAAAGGGCAGCUCUAGCGGAGUUCCUGGCCCAGCUGGUUAAGGACGCCGGUUCCCAUUAGGUGCCCACUUGCACACGGCACGGGAGGGGGCCCUUGAUUCCUCCUAGCAGAUGGUGGCUGGGAUGGUGCCUUCCUGGUGGGGGUUGCCCCUCCUCUGUCAACUUGUCCAUCACCAAGGAUCCGAGAAGCACCAGAUGCUUUAAAAUUACAACAGGACCUGUAAAAUUACAAAAUAAUUUUGCUAAGGAUGCUGACACGUGUGUCCUGGGGACCAGGACCAUCCCCAACACCCUUCCGUGUGCCUAGUGAGUCGUCCCUCCUCCUGUGGCAGGACAUCGAGGGACCCUUCUCACACGGACCCACUGGGGUCCUCGGUGAAUUUUGUCAUGGUUAUUUAAGGAACCUCGCCUAGAAGUCCCAACACGCAUUUCCCCAUCGACGGGAAGGCUUGGACUCCAAGAUGAUUAUAAAGGAAUAUCGGAUUCCUCUGCCCAUGACCGUGGAGGAGUACCGCAUCGCCCAGCUGUACAUGAUACAGAAGAAGAGCCGGAACGAGACAUAUGGCGAGGGCAGCGGCGUGGAGAUCUUGGAGAACCGGCCAUACACAGAUGGCCCUGGCGGCUCUGGGCAGUACACACACAAGGUGUACCACGUGGGCAUGCACAUCCCCAGCUGGUUCCGCUCCAUCCUGCCCAAGGCAGCCCUGAGGGUGGUUGAGGAGUCUUGGAACGCCUACCCCUACACCCGAACCAGGUUCACUUGCCCCUUUGUGGAGAAAUUCUCCAUUGACAUCGAAACCUUUUAUAAAACGGAUGCUGGAGAAAACCCGAACGUGUUCAGCUUGUCUCCUGUGGAGAAGAACCAGCUGACAAUCGACUUCAUCGACAUUGUCAAGGACCCCGUGCCCCCCAACGAGUAUAAGACAGAAGAGGACCCCAAGCUAUUCCGCUCGAUCAAGACGCAGCGGGGGCCCCUGUCUGACAACUGGAUCGAGGAGUACAAACAGCAGGUUUUCCCCAUCAUGUGUGCCUACAAGCUCUGCAAGGUGGAGUUUCGCUACUGGGGCAUGCAGUCCAAGAUCGAGAGGUUCAUCCAUGACACCGGCCUGCGGAAGGUGAUGGUGAGGGCCCACCGGCAGGCCUGGUGCUGGCAGGAUGAGUGGUACGGGCUGAACAUGGAGAACAUCCGGGAGCUGGAGAAGGAGGCGCAGCUCAUGCUUUCCCGCAAGAUGGCCCAGUUCAACGAAGAUGACGAGGAGGCUGCAGAGCUGGCCAAGGACGAAGCCAGCCAGGCCCAGGUCCCCGGGGAGGCCCCCCAGCCCAGCAGCAGCGGCGGGGAGCCCUUGGCAGGCCGGGGCCUCAAGAAACAGUGGUCCACGUCCUCCAAGUCCUCGCGGUCUUCCACGCGGGGGGCCAGCCCUUCCCGCCACAGCAUCUCCGAGUGGAGGAUGCAGAGUAUCGCCCGGGACUCAGACGAGAGCUCAGACGAAGAGUAUUUUGACGCUCACGAGGACCUGUCCGACUCAGAGGAAAUAUUCCCCAAGGACAUCACCAAGUGGAACUCCAAUGACCUCAUGGACAAAAUUGAAAGCCCUGAGCCGGAGGAUACACAGGACAGUCUCUAUCGCCAGAGCGCCCCUGAAUUCAGAGUGGCCUCCAGUGUGGAGCAGCUGAACAUCAUCGAGGACGAGGUCAACCCACCCCUGGCCGCGCCGGCCUCCAAGAUCCACGUACUGCUGCUGGUGCUGCACGGAGGCACCAUCCUGGACACGGGCGCUGGGGACCCCAGCUCCAAGCAGGGUGACACCAACACCAUCGCCACCGUGUUCGACACUGUCAUGCGCGUGCACUACCCCAGCGCCCUGGGCCACCUUGCCAUCCGCCUGGUGCCCUGCCCACCCAUCUGCUCUGAUGCCUUUGCCCUAGUCUCCAACCUUAGCCCUUACAGCCACGAUGAAGGCUGUCUGUCCAGCAGCCAGGACCACAUCCCCCUGGCUGCCCUGCCCCUGCUGGCCACGUCCUCACCCCAGUACCAGGAGGCGAUCGCCACGGUGAUUCAGCGGGCCAACCUUGCCUAUGGGGACUUCAUCAAGUCCCAGGAGGGCAUGACCUUCAACGGGCAGGUCUGCCUGAUCGGGGACUGUGUCGGGGGCAUCCUGGCGUUCGAUGCCUUAUGCCAGAGCAGCCAGCCAGUAUCUGAGAGCCAGAGCAGCAGCCGCCGGGGCAGCGUGGCCAGCGUGCAGGACACUGACCUGCUGUCCCCCGGCACCCUGGUCAAUGUGGCACAUGGCGGCAGUGGCAGUGGUGGCCUGGAGAGCAGUCGGCACCUGAGCCGCAGCAACAUUGAUAUCCCCCGAAGCAAUGGUGUCGAAGACCCCAAAAGGCAGUUGCCCCGAAAGAGGAGUGACUCAUCCACCUACGAGCUGGAUACCAUCCAGCAGCACCAGGCCUUCCUGUCCAGCCUCCAUGCCAGCGUGCUGAGGAAUGAGCCCAGCUCCCGCCGUUCGAGCAGCUCCACCAUGCUGGAUGGCACAGGGGCUGUGGGGAAGUUCGACUUUGAGAUCGCAGACCUUUUCCUCUUCGGGUGCCCGCUGGGGCUCGUCCUGGCCUUGAGGAAGACUGUCAUCCCUGCCCUGGAUGUUUUCCAGCUGCGGCCGGCCUGCCAGCAAGUCUACAACCUCUUCCACCCCGCGGACCCGUCCGCCUCCCGCCUGGAGCCGCUGCUGGAGCGGAGAUUCCACGCCCUGCCGCCGUUCAGCAUCCCCCGCUACCAGCGCUACCCGCUGGGGGACGGCUGCUCCGCGCUGCUGGUCGAGACAGUGCAGAGAAACCCCGAGCUGGUCCUGGAGGGUGGGCCCCUGGCCCCUCUCCCCCCCGGGGACAGCUUCCUGGAAACCAGUAUCCCCGUUCCCGCGCUCACCUGGCAAGACGGGCCCCGCCCGAGCCCGGGCUGUGCUGAGUCAGACGCACUCCAGACCCACAGCACAGUCUUUCAAGAGCACACGGCCCCGUCCUCGCCCGGUGCAGCCCCCACCAGCCGAGGCUUCCGCCGAGCCAGUGAGAUCAGCAUUGCCAGCCAGGUGUCGGGCAUGGCCGAGAGCUACACAGCGUCCAGCAUCGCCCAGAAGGCCCCGGCGUCACUCAGCCAUACCCCCAGCGUCAGGCACCUGUCUCUGCUCGCCCUGCCCCCCCCGCCCCCCACUACCCCGGGCCCCCCCCCGCAGGCCGGGCAGGCGAGCCCCAGCCUGGAGCGGGCCCCCCGCCCCCCUGACUUGGACGCCAGAGAAGUUGCAGCAAGGUGGUGGGGCCAGAAGCGGAUCGACUACGCCUUGUACUGCCCCGACGCUCUGACGGCCUUCCCCACCGUGGCCCUGCCACACCUCUUCCACGCCAGCUACUGGGAGUCAACGGAUGUGGUCUCCUUCCUGCUGAGACAGGUCAUGAGGCAUGACAACUCGAGCAUCUUGGAGCUGGACGGCAAGGAGGUUUCGGUGUUCACCCCCUCAAAGCCGAGAGAGAAGUGGCAGCGCAAGAGGACUCAUGUGAAGCUUCGGAACGUGACCGCCAACCACCGGAUCAAUGAUGCAGUCGCCAACGAGGAUGGCCCGCAAGUUCUGACGGGCCGGUUCAUGUACGGGCCCCUGGACAUGGUCACUCUGACUGGGGAGAAGGUGGACGUGCACAUCAUGAUGCAACCGCCCUCGGGCGAGUGGCUGUACCUGGACACGCUGGUGACCAACAGCAGCGGGCGGGUCUCCUACACCAUCCCCGAGACCCACCGCCUGGGUGUGGGCGUCUACCCCAUCAAGAUGGUGGUCAGGGGAGACCACACGUUUGCGGACAGCUACAUCACCGUGCUGCCCAAGGGCACGGAGUUUGUGGUCUUCAGUAUCGACGGCUCCUUUGCUGCCAGUGUGUCCAUCAUGGGCAGCGACCCCAAAGUGCGGGCCGGGGCCGUGGACGUGGUGCGGCACUGGCAGGACCUGGGCUACCUCAUCAUCUAUGUGACGGGCCGGCCUGACAUGCAGAAGCAGCGGGUGGUGGCGUGGCUGGCCCAGCACAACUUCCCCCACGGCGUGGUGUCCUUCUGUGACGGCCUGGUGCACGACCCGCUGCGGCACAAGGCCAACUUCCUGAAGCUGCUCAUCUCCGAGCUGCACCUGCGCGUGCACGCGGCCUACGGCUCCACCAAGGACGUGGCGGUCUACAGCUCCAUCAGCCUGUCCCCCAUGCAGAUCUACAUCGUGGGCCGGCCCACCAAGAAGCUGCAGCAGCAGUGCCAGUUCAUCACGGACGGCUACGCAGCUCACCUGGCCCAGCUCAAGUACAACCACCGGGCGCGGCCGGCCCGCAAUGCAGCCACCCGCAUGGCGCUGCGAAAAGGCAGCUUUGGCCUGCCGGGCCAGGGCGACUUCCUGCGCUCCCGGAACCACCUGCUCCGCACCAUCUCGGCCCAGCCCAGCGGGCCCGGCCACCGGCACGAUCGGACGCAGAGCCAGGCGGACGGGGAGCAGCGGGGACAGCGCAGCAUGAGCGUAGCCGCGGGCUGCUGGGGCCGCACCAUGACCGGCCGGCCUGAGCCUGGGGCAGCCGCGGGCCCCAAGUAGGACACCGUGAGUGAGGCGCUGUGGUCUCCAUGGUGCUAGGCCGGGGCGGCCAGCCCUGCCAGGAGGCCUGGCCUGGGCACACAAUGUCGGCUGGAGACAAGCUUGUCCCCAGGACCUGGCGGAGGACACAGGCCGUGCCACACAGCCCUCCCAGCCCUGCCUCGUGUCCUAGGGUCUGAGGGGUUCCAGCUCGCAGGAGGACCUGUCCCAGGAUGACAGAGGGACCAGGACUCCCCACGCGGACUGGCCCGGAAGGCACUCCUAGACAUUUGCCCUGCAUUGACCUCCCAGCGUCCCGACGCCAGGCCUGGACCCGGGCCCAGCCCGCCACCUCCCAUCCACUAGCUCACCCUGACCCCCAGGUCCUCUCCCACUCGGUAGCAGUUCCGACGGGGGACAGCCUGCUUCUUGUUAACUCGAGUUACUCAACUGUUCAACCUCACUGGUUUUGCACUGAUUUUUGAGAGUGGAGAUCCAUUACCAUCUCCUGUGGCCACGGACAUGCAUGAAAAGCCGACAUUCGCUAUCUGGGACCUCUUGCCGCACAGAAGGCUCCAGGGCGGCAAAUCCUUGUGCAAGCAGGAGAGAAAGGCCAUAUCUUAAUUUCUGCAGCUCCGCCUGGCCCGCCAGCGCUGUGGCAGCCCCGGACCCCUGCCUACCUGUCCACUCGCCCCACCUGGAACCCAGUCCAGCGGCGAGGCUGGGGAGGCCCAGAGCCGGCUCCCGAGAAGCCACGCCUCGGGCUCCUGGGCCUGGCCCGGCCGGCCUCCUCCGCCACCCCUCGCCUGCCGUCAGUCAAGGCCACGUGCCUCGGCUCUCCCGUUUCUACACCUUUCUACUUCUCCAAUCUGAUUUCUAUGAGGUUUUUUUAAAUGAGCAAUCCUUGGCUGCUUCCUUUUCUUAACUCUUUCAGUACCAAGCGCAGCCCCUCCACACGAAAACACCCAGCACUGUGACGGAGUCCAGCCUGGUUCUGGGUCCCGGGGCCCUGUCCCCCACCCCCGCCCAUACAGUGGGGCGUGGGGUCCCCGCCUCACCUGACCCCCCAUUAAUUCCACUGAAUUUCUACUCUGGGGUGAGUGGGGCGCACACUUAAGUUUUUUUUUAUGCCAAUUCCGUUUUGAUGCCGAAUCUAAGAAGCCACAACUUGCUUCGUUAGCUUAAGGGCAGGCAGCCACGACGCCAUUCCCCUCUUGGUAAGGACCGCGCUGUCCGGCACGCUGGGUCCGAGCAUCAGCCCUCCCUCCCCAGAAAUGACCAUGAUCUCAGCUGUGGCGCUCGGCUCCGGGCGGCCCUUCUGCUGCUUCUCCACCUUCUGCGUAAGGCGGGGGAGCCUGCCUGGCCAGGCUCCAACUCUGAGAAGCUGCUGCCAACCUGGACACGGCCUCAGGGCCUCAUGGGCUGGGACGGGGAGGCACACCGAUUGAUGUUAACAUUCUCCCGUGUGUAGAUAUGUACAGCCAAAGGGUCGUGUAAAUGUUCCACGAAAGUGGGUUUAUACAGAGUGAGAGCUAUUUAUUUUGUGCAGAGAAAAAUUUCUGGAGGGAUAGGACCUUCAGGGUUUGUUCAUAUUUAAGAUGUAGCUUUUUGUUUUUGUUUCAGGCGUUAUGUAUAAAGCAGCGAUUAUUUUAUGGACCAAGUUUUAAUGUAAGUGUUGCAAUGGAAGUGCAAUACCUGACCCCCCCCCCGCUCCCCGCGGGGGGGGGGAAAGGGGGGAACCGCUUGGCCUGACAAUCACAGCCCCGCGGGGGGGGCCCCCCCCCCCCGUGGCCAGUGCCUCCUCCUCUGUCGGUCCCACCUCACCCCAUCUUGCCUACCACCUGGGUGACCAGCCAUCCGGAGAAGCGCCUGGAAGAGUCUCGGGCCCGCCUGCAAUAAAGGCUGGGCGGCCUCCUGGCCCGGGGAGGCCAUGUGGGCAGUGGGUCCGGCCGCUCCCAGCGGGCAGCUCCCCCAAGCUCCGCACUCCCCGCCCACCUGCCCAGCUGCCAGCCAUGCCAAGGACAACAGCAAUAGUCCCCUGGGCCUCCCCCAGCGGCCCUUAGCCAUAGAUGGUGAGAUGGGCAGCCCACCCUCCCCGUUGACGUCUCUCUUCUAUAUCCAGGUCUGCUUCCUGCCUCCCUAAAGAUUCCUUUUGGCACAGUCUCUUCUUACGGAAGCACCAGUUUUUCAGAAACUAAGAGGGAGGGCAGAGUCCUUUAAAAAAUACCAAAAAUGUUUACAGCGUUGGGUGCUGAGCUGCAGGGCUCAGGCCUGACCAGUCGUAACCAAAGGGUGAGGCAGGCCUUGCUGACUGCCACCCCCACCCCAGGCCUGUUAGAGUAGAAGCCUUAGUCCCACUCCCAGCCCCAACCCCAAGACUGAGCCUCAGCCCACCACCCCAGAUCCAACCACCUGCCUUCUCUUUGAUUUCUAAAGAGGGAUUCAGCAGAGACCCCACCCCCAACUUUCCCAGCUCGGUCUGAGCUGCCCGCCCACCUGCCCUGUUGCAGUCUUCGAGUCUGGGCCCCUCCUGUCUCUCUGUCUGGGCCAUGUGUGAGCAGUGUCCUGACUCGCCCAUCCGCCCUUGCUACCCCUGCACCUUCGGGCCUGAGUGUGCUCUGUAUACAGUGUCAUUGUCUGUUACACCAAUUAAAGAAGCACGAA